Messenger RNA from Thermothelomyces thermophilus ATCC 42464, 1330 nucleotides. RefSeq lists its product as uncharacterized. The coding region runs from base 231 to 1265 and encodes 344 amino acids. Gene Ontology annotation, molecular function: oxidoreductase activity, acting on the CH-OH group of donors, NAD or NADP as acceptor. The record is from RefSeq and is a predicted model, not a curated record. Lineage: Eukaryota; Fungi; Ascomycota; Sordariomycetes; Sordariales; Chaetomiaceae. The transcript has 4 exons.
GGGCAACCCGGCGUUAAGUGGCGUCAAAUCGACGGGGAUUGCGAAUCCGGGAAUCAAUGUUGCGGAAACCCCACCACCAAGAGGGGCAGAGAAGCGGGGCUUUAAGAUGGUGAUCGGGGUAUAUAAAUGGGAGCCUGGUCAACGCUUGGUUCGGUAUAAUUAUUUGCUCUCGGAAUCGGGCCUGUAAGGCGUUGUUUUCAUAUCGAACUUCGGAAAUUAAGACUACGAAUAUGACCAAGGUUCUCUUGACAGGUGGCUCCGGCUUCAUUGCCGCCCACAUCCUGGAGCAGCUGCUCGCCAAAGGCCACAGCGUCGUGACGACCGUCCGCUCAGAGGAGAAGGCCGCCAAGAUUCGUGAAGCCUACCCCGAGAAAGUUGCCUCGGGCGAUUUGGUCACGGCCAUAGUCCCGGACAUCGCCCAGCCAAAUGCCUUCGACGAGGUGGUCAAGACCCCGGACCUCGAGGUCGUCUUGCAUACGGCUUCCCCUUUCCAUUUCAAGUUCAGUGAUCCCAAGGAGCUCCUGGACCCGGCCGUGAUCGGCACAACGUCGAUCCUGCGCGCCGUGGCCGCGUCGGCCCCGACGGUGCGGCGCGUCGUCGUGACGUCGUCCUUCGCCGCCAUCGUCGACGAGGCGCACGUCCGGGACCCGUCGCACACCUUCACCGAGCGCAGCUGGAACCCCGUCACGCUGGACGAGGUGCACAAGCACCCGUCGACGGCGUACCGGGCCAGCAAGACGUUCGCCGAGCGCGCCGCCUGGGACUUCGUCAAGGACCCGGCCAACGGGGCCCGGUUCGACCUGGUCACCGUCAACCCGCCCAUGGUCUUCGGCCCCGUCGUGCACUACCUGGCCAGCCUGGACGCCAUCAACACGAGCAACGAGCGGAUGGUGGACUGCCUGCGGGGCAAGUGGAGGGAGGAGGUGCCGAGCGCCGGGCCGGUGGUCAUCUGGGUCGACGUGCGGGACGUGGCCGAGGCGCACAUCAAGGCCGGCCUGGAGAUCCCCGAGGCCGGGGGCAAGAGGCUGUUCGUGACCGCCGGCCUGUUCAGCAACGCCGAGCUGGCGCGGAUCGCCCGGAAGAACUUCCCCGAGGACGCCGACCGGUUGCCGACCGAGCAGACCAAGGGCGGGGAGUUGCCGGCCGAGAACGAGAGGUUCCGGUUCGACAACUCCGAGACGAACAAGUUGUUGGGCAUCAAGUAUCGGUCGUUGGAGGAGUCCGUGGUGGAUACGAUCAAGAGCCUGAAGAAAUAUGGCGCGUAAAGGAGGAGGGGUGGGAGCCGUGUGUCGUGUCCAGUAGGAGUGAAUAGAAUGAGAGAGAGAGAUAG